This is a messenger RNA of Suillus discolor, 702 nucleotides long. RefSeq lists its product as uncharacterized. Lineage: Eukaryota; Fungi; Basidiomycota; Agaricomycetes; Boletales; Suillaceae. The coding region runs from base 1 to 702 and encodes 233 amino acids. The record is from RefSeq and is a predicted model, not a curated record. The transcript has a single exon.
AUGCCAGGUGCGCUCGGGGAGACACCCGCUCGUCCACCAAGUGAGACAGCGGAGACCGAAGGGCUUAGCCUGGGUGGAAAAACCCCAGUAGACAAUCCUACCUCUGUUAGUAGAGAUAGUGAGGAAACAGAGAAGAACACUCACUUUGAGACUCCAGCAAAUGAAAGGAGCUGGUCCACUGUAAGACCUGAGAAUUCUGGCGACGGCCAGAGUGGGAACUGGACCACCAUUGAACGAAAGUGCUCUGCAGGUGCCAAGGGUGCGACCCAAAAGAAGGGUGAGCAUCAGAACCUAACCCGAGAACAAGAAAACCUGGUGAGAAAGGCCGAAAAUAAGUUAACCCCGGCUGAAAGAGAGAGAAUUCGGACUAGAUGGAACUUACCUAGUCGCCCUGCCUCCGACGGCAGUGAGUCAGAGGAAUCCCCAGGUGAGGGACCCUCCAGAAGCAAAGGGAAGGCUCCAGAUCCUCGCAACUGGGGACACGCGGACAUUGAGGAGGACGACCUGGACUUAGAAGCCCAGAGAGCCGCCCUGGACACAUAUCGAGCCGCUAGAGACAAGGAAACCCACCACCGGGAGCAGCGCGAGAUCCUGGAUGAUGCCAUGGUCUCUAGGGCAGAGGCCGAGACGGCAGUCAGAGCUGCAGAAGAAAGAGUUCAGAAACGUUAUGAGGCGCGCCUCCAAGAAAUGAGGAACAAAUGA